Molecule: messenger RNA, 1538 nt
Organism: Benincasa hispida (wax gourd)
Lineage: Eukaryota; Viridiplantae; Streptophyta; Magnoliopsida; Cucurbitales; Cucurbitaceae
Product: basic helix-loop-helix (bHLH) DNA-binding superfamily protein
Biological process (GO): regulation of DNA-templated transcription
Cellular component (GO): nucleus
Molecular function (GO): DNA-binding transcription factor activity; protein dimerization activity
Source: RefSeq, a predicted model, not a curated record
CACUCUUCCUUUGGUCAAAAAUUACAGCCGAGGAGAGAGACGGAGAGAGCACACAGCACAGUGUGCGCCACUUCUGCCCCAAAAGAUCAGUCUCUCUCUCUCUUUCUCGUCGCAUAGCAAAGCAGAGGCAUCCAUAUUUCUCUCGGACCCCAUCUGAAAAAGCCAAUCCCUUCCCUUCCCUUCCCUUCCCUUCCCUUCCCUCAAGCUACUUCAUAAAUAACAUCUCCACUACCUACACUUUCACUCCAAUUCCCAAUCUCCAUCUUCAAAUACAUACCCCAAACCUCUUCGAUUUCUCUCUGGAACUCCGACAUUGACAUCUGAUUUUGAUCCCUUGCGAAUUUCUGUUUCUGGUUCAUUUGGGUCAGCCGGAAAUGGAUCCUCCACUUGUUAAUGAAUCCUCCUUCUCCGCUGCGAAUCCUUCUGCUUACAGUUUGGCCUCGAUUUGGCCUUUUGGGGGGGAGCAGGGAGGGAGCGCAUUGGGGCUUCGAAUGGCUAAUUUGGUUCAGAAUCUUAGUGGGUUUUCUGAGAGCUCCACGAAUCGCGAUGGAUCAAUGGAAGAAUCGACAGUGACAGAGCAGAGUGGCGGUGGGAGGAAGAGGAAGGAUGUGAGCUCCGAGGAUGAAUCUUCGAGAAUGGUUUCCACUAGUAGUGCUAAUCAAUUGAGUAACUCAAAAGGUAAACGGAUGAAAGUAGUGGAAUCCAGAGAUGAAAAUGAUGGUAUAAAAGCUGAAGUAGAACCUAGCUCAGCUGAUGGUAAGAAGAUGGCCGAGCAAAGCCCAAAACCCGAACCACCAAAAGAUUACAUUCAUGUCAGAGCAAGAAGGGGCCAAGCAACUGAUAGUCAUAGUUUAGCAGAAAGAGCGAGAAGAGAGAAGAUCAGUGAGAGAAUGAAAAUUUUGCAGGACUUGGUUCCAGGUUGUAACAAGGUUAUUGGAAAAGCACUUGUCCUUGAUGAGAUAAUAAAUUACAUCCAAUCACUGCAACGUCAGGUCGAGUUCCUCUCCAUGAAGCUUGAAGCUGUGAAUUCCAGGAUGAACAUAAGCCCUGGCCUAGAAGGUUUUACUGUAAAAAAUAUUGUUAAUCAACCGUAUGAUGCAGCUGGAAUAUUAUAUGGUUCACAAGCAGCAAGAGAUUAUACCCAAGGUGCACAACCUGAAUGGUUGCAUAUGCAGAUUGGUGGAAGUUUUGAAAGAACGUCUUAGAUCUCAAUAGGCAACUUAUAAUCAAAUGUCAAAAUUGAUUUGGCUUUUCUCAUUUAGUUCAGUAGAGAUAUAUUAUAUAUAUGUUAUAUAUGUUUGAUCAUUUAGUAUCGAAUACCUGUAUUAUCCAUUCGAUAUAAUUGGAACGAUCAAUUACUUGUAUUGUCUGCAGAAACUGAACCUACUUCCAAUUUGGAACUUACCGACUGUAAUUUGUACUGCCGUUGUACUGGAGAAAAAACAUACCUAGCUUGGAUCAUUUGAGAGGCUGGGGGUGGUUUGACACCUUGCAUUUUCUUUCCUUCUUUAGAACAUGGUGUAAAAUUUUGACCGAAA